AUCGGGCGAUUAUAAUAACUUGGAAUGCGGCUCUUUGGAGCGCGCUCGGCUGCGGCAGUGACUUCGCUGUCCGGGUGCGGGUCAUGUGCCAGAGAACCUAGCUGUCCCGCACAGCCAGACGAUUGACGCUCCGCUCUCGCUUACCUCUACCCCGCCAUGGAGUCGUUGGCUUUCCCUCGGCGCCCGGGCCCGGCUGCCUCUGCCACCGCCACCCUGACGGCGGAGCUCGCCCGGCCACUGGCAGACGGGCUCAUCAAGUCUCCCAAGCCCCUGAUGAAGAAGCAGGCGGUGAAGCGGCAUCACCACAAGCACAACCUGCGGCACCGCUACGAGUUCCUGGAGACCCUAGGUAAAGGCACCUACGGGAAGGUGAAGAAGGCGCGGGAGAGCUCAGGGCGCCUGGUGGCCAUCAAGUCAAUCCGGAAAGACAAAAUUAAAGAUGAGCAAGAUCUGAUGCACAUACGCCGGGAGAUUGAGAUCAUGUCAUCCCUCAACCACCCCCACAUCAUCGCCAUCCAUGAAGUAUUUGAGAACAGCAGCAGGAUCGUGAUUGUCAUGGAAUACGCCAGCCGAGGUGACCUGUAUGACUACAUUAGUGAGCGGCAGCGGCUGAGUGAGCGGGAUGCCCGGCAUUUCUUCCGGCAGAUUGUGUCUGCCGUGCACUACUGCCACCAGAAUGGGAUCGUCCACCGGGAUCUCAAGCUGGAGAAUAUUCUGUUAGAUGCCAAUGGAAAUAUCAAGAUCGCUGACUUUGGCCUGUCCAACCUCUACCACCAAGGCAAGUUCCUGCAGACAUUCUGUGGGAGCCCCCUCUAUGCCUCACCUGAGAUCGUCAACGGGAAGCCCUACAUGGGCCCAGAGGUGGACAGCUGGUCCCUGGGUGUCCUCCUCUACAUCCUGGUGCAUGGCACCAUGCCCUUUGAUGGGCAGGAUCACAAGACGCUGGUGAAGCAGAUCAGCAACGGGGCCUAUCGGGAGCCGCCUCAGCCCUCUGAUGCCUGCGGCCUGAUCCGGUGGCUGUUAAUGGUGAACCCUCUCCGCCGAGCUACCCUGGAGGAUGUGGCCAGUCACUGGUGGGUCAACUGGGGCUAUGCCACCCGAGUGGGGGARCAGGAGGCACUGCGUGAAGGUGGGCACACAAGCAGCGACUCCGCCCGGGCCUCCAUGGCUGACUGGCUCCGCCGAUCCUCCCGCCCCUUCCUGGAGAAUGGGGCCAAGGUGUGCAGCUUCUUCAAGCAGCACGCGCCUGGCGGCAGCGCCACACCAAGCCUGGAACGCCAGCAUUCACUCAAGAAGUCCCGCAAGGAGAAUGACAUGGCCCAGUCUCUCCAGGGGGACCCUGCCGAUGACACUUCCCCUCGCCCAGGCAAGAGCAACCUCAAGCUGCCCAAGGGCAUUCUCAAGAAGAAGGCGUCGGCCUCAGAGGGGGCCAGGGAGGACCCUCAGGAGUUCAGCUCAGUGGCGGAUGGCCCAGGGCACGUGGCGCCCCUGCUCCCCAGGAGGGGCAUCCUCAAGAAGCCUCGGCAGCGUGAGUCUGGCUAYUACUCCUCCCCAGAGCCCAGUGAGUCUGGAGAGCUCUUGGAUGCAGGUGAUGUGUUCAUGAGUGGGGACCCCGUGGAGCCMAAGUCCUCUGAAACCUCAGGGCUGCUCCUCCAUCGCAAGGGCAUCCUCAAACUCAAYGGCAAGUUCUCCCGCACGGAACUGAAGCCCCCCACUGCCUUUGGCUCUCUGGAUGAACUGGCCGCCCCUCCACCGCCAGCCCGGGCCAGCCGCCCCUUGGGUGCUGUGAGUGAAGACAGCAUCCUGUCCUCUGAGUCUUUUGACCAACUAGACCUGCCUGAUCGACUCCCUGAGCCCCCGCUGCGGGGAUGUGUGUCUGUGGACAACCUCAUGGGACUUGAGCAGCCUUGCUCAGAGGGGCCUGGCAGCUGCCUGAGGCGCUGGCGGCAGGACUCCUUGGGYGAUAGCUGCUUUUCCCUGUCAGACUGCCAGGAGGUGACACAGACCUACCCACAGUCACUGGGGGUCUGCUCAAAGCUCAGCUGAGGGGCAGUGUGCAUUGCCCCAGCCCGGGCAGGCGCUGAGAUACAACUGGCUGCACCCUGAGCAGGGAGYGCCUUCUCCCUGCCUCCCAGGGCCAGCACCCCAGCUCAGAAGACUGAGGUGGUUGGGAGGGCUAGAGGGGAGAAGUGGGCACAGGAAUGCAUCAAGAGUUCAUUGUCUUCUGCCCCAUGAUCCUGGAAAAUAAUAGCCAGGGAAGAGUAGAGAAGCAGAGAGGGAAGGACUGAGACSGAGUCUGGGUUACCUGCAUCUUGUGCCCGUGAUGGGGCUGCAGACACCUGGAAAGAGUCCUUCAACAGCUUCUGUCCUCUUCGUUGCCAUGAGGAAGCUUGAGGUGUGGUGCCUUUCACCUGUCAAGGUGGGGACGGACCAUCCUCACACAAGUUUGAAUCCCCAUCGACCUCUGGGGCUAGAAUGUGGUACCUCUAAAGUACCCGGGGCAUCCUGGGAGUGAUCUGGAGUAACCCUCCCUUAUUUAUCUAGGAGUAAGAGAACACAGCCUCUGUUUCCUAAAUGGUUCCUCAAAGGUUCUCUUCCCUUUUCCAUCCUCCAAACCUGGCCUGAGCCUCCCAGAGUCGCUGCUAUGAAUCUUAAAAGACUUGAAAAGGCUCAGGCCACUGCUUAACUUCAUCUCAAGGGGCCCAGACUCCUCUGGACCCCACCUGAGACCUCASAGACUGGAACUUCUUCCUCCAAGCUGCUCUGGAAGUCUAGGUUAUGGGUGCCUCUGUUUCUCUGGACUUUCGGAACCUAGAAUGUCCUUAUUUAUUUUUCUGUUCUCAACUCUGUUGUUUUUUUUUUUUUUAAGUGAAUUUUGCUUUUUACAAUAAUGUGAAUGCCAUGUUCUGGGGAAAUCCAUCAUGCCAUCUAAACUUCCGGUACUGAGAGGUGUGUUUGCAAUGAUGCCCCACAGAUCAGGGGAGGGGGUCCUUUGAUACACCCACAUGU
Urocitellus parryii (Arctic ground squirrel) is the source of this 3009-nucleotide messenger RNA. RefSeq names its product NUAK family kinase 2 (gene Nuak2). Gene Ontology annotation, molecular function: ATP binding; tau-protein kinase activity. Gene Ontology annotation, biological process: intracellular signal transduction; microtubule cytoskeleton organization; protein phosphorylation. Lineage: Eukaryota; Metazoa; Chordata; Mammalia; Rodentia; Sciuridae. Gene Ontology annotation, cellular component: cytoplasm. The record is from RefSeq and is a predicted model, not a curated record.